Molecule: messenger RNA, 1356 nt
Organism: Thunnus maccoyii (southern bluefin tuna)
Lineage: Eukaryota; Metazoa; Chordata; Actinopteri; Scombriformes; Scombridae
Gene: atad1b
Product: ATPase family AAA domain containing 1b
Exons: 10
Coding region: 116-1210 (364 amino acids)
Cellular component (GO): mitochondrial outer membrane
Molecular function (GO): ATP hydrolysis activity; ATP binding
Source: RefSeq, a predicted model, not a curated record
AGAAGAAGAAGAAGAAGAAGAAGACACACGCGCCCCCCGCUGGCACCACAGAAGAAGAACUCCCGGAAGUGCCACUGUCUGUGCCUGACGGACUAAUAGGAGUGAUUCUUCCACCAUGGUGCUUCGGGAGCUUCCAGCAGACAACAUGACUCGUCCUCUGGGCAGGAACGAGGUGCUCGGCCUGCUGUUCCGUCUCACCGUGUUCGGCGCCGUCACCUACUUCACCAUCAAGUGGAUGGUGGACGCCAUCGACCCCACCAGGAAGCAGAAGCUGGAGGCGCAGAAACAGGCUGAGAAGUUGAUGCGUCAGAUUGGUGUUAAAAACGUGAAGCUGUCAGAGUACGAGAUGAGUAUCGCUGCUCACCUGGUCGACCCGCUGACCAUGCAGAUCACCUGGAGGGACAUCGCAGGUCUGGAUGAGGUCAUCACUGAGCUGAAGGAGACGGUCAUCUUACCCGUCCAGAAGAGACACCUGUUCCAGGGAUCCAGACUGCUGCAGCCUCCCAAAGGUGUGCUGCUGUAUGGGCCGCCGGGCUGCGGUAAAACGCUGAUCGCCAAGGCGACGGCCAAAGAGGCGGGGUUUCGCUUCAUCAACCUGCAGCCGAGCACGCUGACCGACAAGUGGUACGGAGAGUCUCAGAAGCUCGCCGCCGCCGUGUUCUCAUUGGCUGUUAAACUGCAGCCGUCAAUCAUCUUCAUCGACGAGAUUGACUCGUUCCUGAGGAGUCGCUCCAGCUCGGACCACGAGGCCACGGCCAUGAUGAAGGCUCAGUUCAUGAGUCUGUGGGACGGACUGGACACGGACGUCCACUGCCAGGUGAUCAUUAUGGGAGCCACCAAUCGUCCCCAGGAUCUGGACUCUGCUAUUCUGAGGAGGAUGCCGACCAGGUUCCACAUCAACCAGCCGAGUGUGCAGCAGCGAGAGCAGAUCCUCAAACUCAUCCUGGAGAACGAGAGCGUCGAUUUGUCGGUUGACCUCGUCGAUGUCGCCAAGGAAACGGAGGGAUUCUCAGGAAGUGACCUCAGGGAGAUGUGCCGCGACGCUGCGUUGCUGUGUGUCCGAGACUUCGUCCACACUCAGAAUGACAGUGUUUCAGAGGAUUUCAUUCGUCCGAUCCAUCAGUCCGAUCUGCAGAAGGCGAUCAGUAAGAUGAAGAAAUCUAAAACGGCGGGCGGACACGGCGCCCUGCUGCACGCCGCUCUGGACUGAACACACACAGAUCACAUGAUCACAUGGUGACCUCAGCCUGCGGUUGCGGGUUCAGUUCCCGCCCGUUCAUCAGCACAGUGUGUAAAUACUGACCUGCUGUUUCCACGUUUCAUGUUCCACAUGUUUCAUGUUCCACAUGUUUCAUG